Anopheles nili is the source of this 1159-nucleotide messenger RNA. RefSeq lists its product as uncharacterized. The transcript has 2 exons. The record is from RefSeq and is a predicted model, not a curated record. The coding region runs from base 1 to 1053 and encodes 350 amino acids. Lineage: Eukaryota; Metazoa; Arthropoda; Insecta; Diptera; Culicidae.
AUGGUAAUAUCGGCAGAGCAUGAGCGCAACGGCAUAGCCGAUUUUUUCACGCAAGUUGAUCCAGAAGUGCGCAAAGUUACGUUAGCGAUCGGAAAUAUCAUCUCGAAGAAUUCAAUCAAAGAGAUCACGUUGGAAAAAUCUUUAAACGUUAUGAUGGAACAUUGUCGUGAUGCUGGGACGUUGCUGGCAAAAAAUAUAGUGAAACCCGAGUACCUCUUCAAAUAUCUCCAAAGCUAUAACAUAAAUCUACCGCCAGAAAGCCCUAAAGUGAUGCUCAUUGAACACUGCUUGCAACUCUGGAGACGAAAGUAUGGAAACUCUACCGAUGUCUCGUACGUGCCAUCCUCGUCAGAGUUACCGGGACCAUCGUCGGCAUCGUAUGCAUUUCCUUCCACGUCGGCUGACUCUAGCUCUUCUAGUGGCACUCUUCAAAACCAUAUCGAUAACUAUAAUGCUCUCGCCGCAUCUACACAGGGCGUAUUUUUCAGCGAAAAUACCAAUGGACCCGGUAUUGAUGAUACGGAACCGCCAGGCCUCGAACAGUAUCCGGUAAAUCUACUGGCACUGGACUACACGGUUUGGUUUUUUCUCAAGUGGAACCGCAACUCGUUAGAUGAAAGUGCUUUUUGGAUCGACGCCAAUUGCACCGUGAUGCUGGAAAUAAGCGAAACCCAGCAGGGCACUGAGCAAGUGUGUGGGCCACAGGACAUCAUCAACCUGAUUUUGAGCUUAAAGUUCCAGUACAACUUUCAACUUGUGCCUAAUAUUAUGUUCGACGGAUGUCAGGGACGCAUCAUGGACUCUGGUGUGCUUGCGCUCUCCUGUGGAGUCGUUUAUAAUAAUCAACCAGGACCGGAAAACCGGUUCGUGUGCCUGGGAGAGUUUGAAACUCUGAUCGGUCUUCGGCGGGAUCCGAUGGAGAACAAUAACUGGAAGAUACGUAUGUUGAAGCUCUACAUUAGGUACAAAAAGGUAGACAAUCUACCCGCGCUGGCGAACAGCAAAAUGCUCAACAACUGUCUUAUGAUUCCGUUGACGAUGGAUAUCGUUUAGAACGUUACCAACAUUCUCAAGCUCAGCUCCUCGAGAUUUUGUAUGUCAUUCUGAACCACUUUGUGCCAAUCGAGAUUAUCGUCAAUGAUGUUAUACAUGUGCAAUU